Molecule: messenger RNA, 1455 nt
Organism: Cladophialophora yegresii CBS 114405
Lineage: Eukaryota; Fungi; Ascomycota; Eurotiomycetes; Chaetothyriales; Herpotrichiellaceae
Product: methylmalonate-semialdehyde dehydrogenase (acylating)
Exons: 1
Coding region: 1-1455 (484 amino acids)
Biological process (GO): thymine catabolic process; L-valine catabolic process
Cellular component (GO): mitochondrion
Molecular function (GO): methylmalonate-semialdehyde dehydrogenase (acylating, NAD+) activity; malonate-semialdehyde dehydrogenase (acetylating, [NAD(P)+]) activity
Source: RefSeq, a predicted model, not a curated record
AUGGCCCUGCCCACGCCGCCUACCACAACUCAAAAUCUGAUCAACAAUGAAUUCGGCGUGUCCAAGACGAGAGUCUGGAUGAAGGUCCUGGAUCCUGCGUCACAGAAGCUGCUCGCCCGGGUGCCGGAUUCAACUCCAGCAGAGAUCCAAAAAGCCGUGACGGUGGCGGACGCGGCGCAGACAGCGUGGGCGUCGUUGCCUAUAUCGAAACGGAAAGCCCUGCUUUUCUCCCUGCUGGGUAUUUUGCAGCAGCACACGGUCGACUUUCAACAGUCACUGCAGCUCGAGGUGGGGAAGACACUGCAGGACGCCGAGUCGGAAUUCGAGAGAGGAAUUGAUGCUAUCCACACCGCGUGCUCAGCCACGGCCGAGAUGAAUGGCAAACACUGGACCACCAAUUCGACAGAGACCUACACGAUCCACCAGCCCGUCGGCGUCUGCGUAAUCAUCACUCCCUUUAAUUUCCCUUUUAUGAUCCCUCUGUGGUCGAUCCCCUACGCGGUCAUCACCGGCAACACAGUGGUCUUGAAACCUUCCGAAAAGGCCCCUUCGACUGCUAACCUUCUAGGGAGAUGCUUCGUGCAGGCGGGUUUUCCCCCUGGAGUGAUAAAUAUCAUUCAUGGAUCGUCGGUGACCGUAGACAAAUUGCUCUCGCAGCCUCUCGUCAGCGCGGUAUCCUUUGUGGGUUCCGAACUGGCUGGAGAACGAGUCUACGAGCACGCCAAAGCCACCAGAAAGAGAAUCCAAGUCGAGGUCAGUGGGAAAAACCACGGGAUUGUGCUGGAGGAUGCGUCAAAGACAAAGACUCUCUAUGCCAUUGCCGGGAGCGCAUUUGGGGCCGCGGGUCAGAGGUGUAUGGCGCUGAGUGUCAUGCUCUGCGUCGGGUCGACCAAGGAAUGGAUCGACGAUCUCGUCCAGCUGGCCGGGUCGCUCAAAGUCGGCUGCGGUUCUGAUCCUGGCACCGAAGUCGGCCCCUUGAUCACGGCCGCUGCAAAAGAGAGAGUGGAAGACAUGAUCGACCUUGCCGAAGCCGAAGGCGCCCAGGUCGUGCUGGACGGACGAAAAUAUUGCGUGCCCGAAUACCCCGAGGGGAACUUUGUUGGGCCCACCAUCAUCACCAAAGUGCAGACGUCUAUGCAGUGCUACCAGGACGAGAUCUUUGGGCCUGUCCUCGUGUGCAUCGAGGUCGACACCCUGGACGAGGCCAUCGAGAUAGCAAACGAGAACCGGUACGGCAACGGAUGCUCGCUGUUUACGACCGAUCCUGUCCAUGCUCAGACUUUCCAGCGCAAAAUAAACAUAGGCCAGAUUGGAAUCAAUGUUCCGGUUCUGGCGGCUUCGGGUCCUGUUGCAAGAACAGCAAACAAAGACUCAUUCCUGGGAGACAAUGAAUGUGGACGGAGCCCGUGGCAGUUCUUCACAAUGCCCAGAACUGUCACAGCGCUGUGGCGGUGA